Molecule: messenger RNA, 843 nt
Organism: Olea europaea var. sylvestris
Lineage: Eukaryota; Viridiplantae; Streptophyta; Magnoliopsida; Lamiales; Oleaceae
Exons: 2
Coding region: 1-843 (280 amino acids)
Source: RefSeq, a predicted model, not a curated record
AUGAGGGGACUUUAUGAGAAACACUACAAUGCCUUAAGCACAUACCAAAAGUCUUAUUCUCUCUUUUCUGAAACAUACAAUUUGGGGUGGUGGAAUCACUCCAAUCUCAGCUGGAAAUCUAAAAGCCAACCAAAUAAAGCUCACACUAUACCUCCAUAUCAACCCACGUCCUCUAGAAACUCUUUAGAAGACGCUCUACAUGUAUUUAUAGAGGCACAGAGAGAGCGAGGAAAAUUCUACGCGCAUGCUCAAUUAAACCUUAGGGGGCAACAUGUGGCACAAACUUCAGGAUUAUGGGAGACCAACUUGAAAGAAGUGAAUACCAUAACCACUCGGUCCGGUAAGGUUAUUGAACCAACCCACAAACCUAGGGAAGAUGAAAAAGACCAUAGCAAUUCAAAAGAGAGUACCCCUAAAAAGGAGGCAGUGAAAAAUCCAUCUAGAAUGCAUCUUCCUCAAGCUCUCAAGUCUAUCUCAAAAUCCGUCGGCCAACAUAGUGAAAUCCUAGAGCAUCUAAAACAAGUAAAAAUCAAUCUACCUCUCCUACAUGUGAUCUCCCAGGUCUUCACAUAUGCUAAAAUCCUAAAAGACUUGUGCACUGUGAAGAGGAAAUAUCAUCUCAAGAAAACUGCUUUCUUGACUGAUCAUGUGAGUGCUAUGAUUGAGCAAAAGAUCCCACCAAAGUAUAAGGACCCUAGUUGUCCUACUGUCUCUUGCGUCAUCGGGAACCAUGUGAUUUCACAAGCCCUUCUUGAUCUAGGGGCUAGUGUUAACAUCAUGUUGUAUGAUAUUUACUUGUCAUUUGGGCUAGGAGAGAUAAAAGCCAUAUCAGUAAGUUUAUAA